AUGCAAGAUGAUGCCCAUGACGAUUUCGACAACGCCGCAAAUUGGCUCUCUACCAAUCCCGAGGCUGCUAAAUUGUCCAACGAGACCAAGUUAGAGAUAUACGGGUUGUACAAAUAUGCUACCACUGGUGAUGGUCCGACGGGCUCCAGACCCUCGAUAUUCUCUCCCGCACCUAGGGCGAAGCAUGACGCAUGGCUCGCUCAGUCUACCAAAUAUGAAAUCCCCGAUGAUGCCCGUGUGCGAUAUAUCGAGUUGGCCAAGGGACUCGGAUGGGAUGGUGCAAAAGUAUCAGCUGGUUGGAGAAAUGUCAGCGUGAUGACUGUGGAAGACGAACCAGUUGCCGGUCCAUCAGGUACUAUACACGAUGCUGUCAUUGAUAAUGAUCUCGAUAAAGUUCGAGAAUUGGUCAAUCAACCUGAUCUGGUCAGUCAAGUGGGAGAAUUUGGUUACACUCCACUUCAUCUGGCAGCAGAUCGAGGUCUGACAGAUAUGGUCAGAUUGCUCUUGGCCAAUGGGGCAGAUCGUCAUGUCAAAGAUGAGGACGAUCAGACUCCUCUGCAGCUCGCACAAUUGUCAAAUAGAGAUGACAUAGUGCAGAUAUUGAACAUGCUAUGA
Tremella mesenterica DSM 1558 is the source of this 615-nucleotide messenger RNA. RefSeq lists its product as uncharacterized. Gene Ontology annotation, molecular function: fatty-acyl-CoA binding; protein binding. Lineage: Eukaryota; Fungi; Basidiomycota; Tremellomycetes; Tremellales; Tremellaceae. The transcript is spliced from 5 exons. The record is from RefSeq and is a predicted model, not a curated record. The coding region runs from base 1 to 615 and encodes 204 amino acids.